UCUGAUACAAGUGCCCAUGAGUGAGAAGGGCAAGAUCACCCGUGGCCGACUGGGCUCUCUGUCUCUGAAGAAGGAGGGAGAGAGGCAGUGUUUCCUCUUCUCCAAGCAUCUGAUCAUCUGCACUAGAGGCUCUGGAGGAAAACUACACCUCACCAAGAAUGGAGUGGUGUCGCUCAUUGACUGCACACUGAUAGAGGAACCAGAGGGCACAGAUGACGAGUCUAAGUCAGACAAGAGCGGUCAGGACAUGGAGCACCUGGAUUUUAAGAUUGUGGUGGAGCCCAAAGACAGUCAGUCCUUCACCAUCAUCCUGGUGGCCUCCUCACGGCAAGAGAAGUCAGCCUGGACCAGCGACAUCAGCCAGUGCAUAGAUAAUAUUCGUUGUAAUGGGCUGAUGAUGAACGCCUUUGAGGAGAACUCUAAAGUCACUGUGCCCCAGAUGAUCAAGUCUGAUGCCAGUUUGUACUGUGAUGACGUGGAUAUCCGCUUCAGUAAGAUGAUGAACUCCUGCAAGGUGUUGCAGAUCCGCUACGCCAGCGUGGAACGCCUGCUGGAGAGGUUGACCGACCUGCGCUUCCUCUCCAUCGACUUCCUCAACACCUUCCU
This is a messenger RNA of Sinocyclocheilus grahami, 606 nucleotides long. Its product is annotated as ras-specific guanine nucleotide-releasing factor 1-like. The record is from RefSeq and is a predicted model, not a curated record. Lineage: Eukaryota; Metazoa; Chordata; Actinopteri; Cypriniformes; Cyprinidae. The annotation marks the transcript as partial. The transcript is spliced from 5 exons.